GAAUUAUCGAUGCUUCCUCCACGCCCUGGGAGUCGCCAUUUUUGGGGGAGGAGAAACGCAUGUAGGCGCUGCGGAGGCACUGCGAGAUGCUGACUGGGUUUUGCUUCUCUUUCCUGUACUGCGGGGCAGGGUCGGGAGAAUCCACCGGGUCCGUUCCUCCCGCUGCCUCUCCGGAAUGAGGCCCCCGCACCCACACGUGACGCCCACUGUUCUCCGAGUGUGAGUAGCGCCUAGCGGCCGUGCGGCCCGGCCCCCGCGCGCCCCCGCGUGCCCUCCGCUGUCGUUACCCCGCGCACUCCCGCCUCCGCGCGCCGCUCCCCGCGCGCUCCCGCCCCGCCCCCGCCCAGACCGGCGCUCGGCGCAGACGCGUUUGUUUGUGUCUGCAGGAGCUUAAGAAGAGGCCGAAGCCGAGACGAUGCCCGGGAAGCUGAAGGUGAAAAUCGUGGCCGGGCGCCAUUUGCCAGUGAUGGACAGAGCUAGUGACCUGACUGAUGCCUUCGUGGAGGUAAAAUUUGGUAAUACCACCUUUAAAACAGAUGUAUACCAUAAGUCGCUUAACCCUCAGUGGAACUCGGAAUGGUUUAAAUUUGAGGUGGAUGAUGAAGAUUUACAAGAUGAACCUCUACAGAUCACAGUCCUUGACCAUGAUACUUACAGUGCAAAUGAUGCCAUUGGUAAAGUGUACAUUGAUAUUGAUCCUUUACUCUAUAGUGAAGCUGCAACAGUCAUCUCAGGAUGGUUUCCAAUUUAUGACACUAUACAUGGUAUUCGUGGGGAAAUCAACGUAGUUGUCAAAGUAGAUCUCUUUAAUGACUUAAACCGAUUUAGACAGUCAUCAUGUGGAGUCAAAUUCUUUUGCACAACAUCUAUUCCAAAGUGCUAUAGAGCUGUGAUAAUUCAUGGAUUUGUUGAAGAACUUGUGGUCAAUGAAGACCCAGAGUAUCAAUGGAUUGAUCGAAUUCGUACCCCAAGGGCAUCAAAUGAAGCCAGGCAGAGGCUCAUUUCUUUAAUGUCAGGUGAACUGCAGAGGAAGAUUGGCCUGAAAGUACUUGAAAUGAGAGGAAAUGCAGUUGUCGGGUACUUACAGUGUUUUGAUCUGGAGGGCGAGUCUGGGUUAGUGGUACGAGCCAUAGGAACAGCGUGUACUCUGGAUAAACUAAGUAGCCCAGCAGCAUUCCUUCCUGCAUGUAAUUCCCCAUCCAAAGAAAUGAAGGAGAUUCCCUUCAAUGAAGAUCCCAAUCCCAAUACUCACUCAUCAGGACCCUCAACCCCUCUGAAAAACCAAACUUAUUCCUUUUCACCUUCCAAGUCCUACAGUCGACAGUCCUCUUCUUCUGAUACAGAUUUGAGUUUGACACCCAAAACUGGAAUGGGAAGUGGUAGUGCUGGAAAAGAAGGGGGGCCAUUUAAAGGUCUUUUAAGACAACAGACUCAGUCAGCAUUGGAACAAAGGGAAUUUCCGUUUUUUACCUUGACGGCAUUUCCUCCUGGAUUUCUCGUGCAUGUUGGCGGUGUUGUCAGUGCACGCUCUGUGAAGCUCCUGGAUCGUAUCCACAAUCCUGAUGAACCAGAAACCCGAGAUGCGUGGUGGGCAGAAAUCAGACAAGAAAUAAAAUCACAUGCUAAAGCAUUAGGCUGUCAUGCUGUAGUGGGCUACAGUGAAUCAACUAGCAUCUGUGAAGAGGUCUGUAUUUUGUCAGCAUCUGGGACAGCGGCUGUACUGAACCCUAGAUUUCUGCAGGAUGGCACCGUGGAGGGCUGUUUGGAACAGAGGAUAGAAGAAAAUUUGCCUGCAGGUUGUGGUUUUUGUCAUAUACCAUAUGAUGAAUUAAAUAUGCCGUUUCCAGCUCAUCUGACAUAUUGCUAUAACUGCAGGAAACAAAAAGUUCCUGAUGUUCUUUUUACUACUAUAGAUCUCCCAACAGAUGCAGCAGUUAUUGGCAAAGGCUGUCUUAUUCAAGCAAGGUUAUGUCGUUUAAAAAAGAAAGCACAGGCAGAAGCAAAUGCUACAGCUAUCAGUAAUUUGUUGCCAUUCAUGGAAUAUGAAGUGCAUACUCAGCUAAUGAAUAAACUAAAACUCAAAGGAAUGAAUGCUUUGUUUGGUCUGAGAAUUCAAAUCUCAGUGGGUGAAAAUAUGUUGAUGGGCUUAGCGUCUGCAACAGGUGUGUAUUUAGCAGCUUUACCAACACCUGGUGGUAUUCAGAUUGCUGGGAAAACACCCAAUGACGGCUCCUAUGAACAGCAUAUAUCUCAUAUGCAAAAGAAGAUAAAUGAUACAAUUGCUAAGAACAAAGAGUUGUAUGAAAUCAAUCCUCCGGAGAUGUCAGAAGAGAUUAUAGGAUCUCCUAUCCCAGAACCAAGGCAACGCUCAAGACUUUUACGAUCUCAAUCAGAAAGCUCUGAUGAAGUUACAGAAUUAGACCUUUCACAUGGAAAAAAAGAUGCUUUUGUUUUGGAGAUUGAUGACACAGAUGCCAUGGAAGAUGUACACUCUCUUCUUACUGAUGUUCCUCCACCUUCAGGCUUUUAUAGUUGCAAUACAGAAAUUAUGCCUGGUAUAAAUAAUUGGACAUCUGAAAUACAGAUGUUCACAUCAGUAAGAGUAAUCAGAUUAAGCAGUCUUAACCUGACUAAUCAAGCUCUUAAUAAGAACUUUAAUGAUCUUUGUGAAAAUUUGCUCAAGAGUCUAUAUUUUAAACUAAGAUCUAUGAUUCCUUGCUGCCUUUGCCAUGUAAAUUUUACAGUCUCUCUGCCUGAAGAUGAAUUAAUUCAGGUUACAGUCACAGCAGUUGCAAUAACUUUUGACAAAAACCAGGCUUUGCAAACUACAAAACCACAUAUUGAAAAGUCAUUGCAAAGAGCUUCUACAGACAAUGAAGAACUCCUUCAGUUUCCUCUGGAACUCUGUUCUGAUUCACUCCCUUCUCAUCCUUUUCCGCCAGCUAAAGAACACCUGGAGAGUGCAAGUUCUAACUCAGGUAUACCAGCUGCACAGAGAGCAACGUCAGUUGAUUACAGUUCCUUUGCAGACAGAUGCAGCAGCUGGAUAGAGCUCAUUAAACUGAAAGCUCAGACCAUAAGGCGCGGAUCAAUUAAGACAACUGUGACCAUUGAAAAACCAAGUCCAACGGGUGAAGGCAGUUUCCGGAAUCGUGCUGCUCCUUCUUGUGCCAGUUCUACAGUUGGGGUGGUUAAGAUGACCCCCCUCUCUUUCAUUCCUGGAGCAAAAAUAACCAAAUACCUUGGAAUAAUUAACAUGUUUUUUAUUCGCGAAACCACUUCUCUUCGUGAAGAAGGAGGUGUCAGUGGUUUUCUUCAUGCUUUUAUCGCUGAAGUCUUUGCAAUGGUGAGAGCUCAUGUUGCUGCAUUAGGAGGGAAUGCUGUUGUCUCCUACAUAAUGAAGCAGUGUGUCUUCAUGGAAAAUCCAAACAAAAACCAGGCCCAGUGUCUUAUAAAUGUAAGUGGUGAUGCAGUGGUUUUUGUGCGUGAAUCUGAAUUAGAAGUGGUAUCAACUCAGCAGCCUACUGCCAACUGCCAGCCUACAUGUGCCAGAGGAGAAGUUACAACCUGA
Elephantulus edwardii (Cape elephant shrew) is the source of this 3571-nucleotide messenger RNA. It is a transcript of the gene C2CD5, whose product is annotated as C2 calcium-dependent domain containing 5. NCBI's taxonomy places the organism in Eukaryota, Metazoa, Chordata, Mammalia, Macroscelidea, Macroscelididae. The coding region runs from base 416 to 3571 and encodes 1051 amino acids. Gene Ontology annotation, biological process: protein localization to plasma membrane; positive regulation of D-glucose transmembrane transport; positive regulation of protein targeting to membrane. Gene Ontology annotation, cellular component: plasma membrane. Gene Ontology annotation, molecular function: calcium-dependent phospholipid binding; calcium ion binding. The transcript is spliced from 26 exons. The record is from RefSeq and is a predicted model, not a curated record.